Molecule: messenger RNA, 1758 nt
Organism: Centropristis striata (black sea bass)
Lineage: Eukaryota; Metazoa; Chordata; Actinopteri; Perciformes; Serranidae
Product: serine/threonine-protein phosphatase PP1-beta catalytic subunit-like
Exons: 8
Coding region: 7-990 (327 amino acids)
Biological process (GO): circadian regulation of gene expression; regulation of circadian rhythm
Cellular component (GO): cytoplasm; nucleus
Molecular function (GO): protein serine/threonine phosphatase activity
Source: RefSeq, a predicted model, not a curated record
AGAAACAUGGCGGAAAGCGAGUUGAACGUUGACAGCCUCAUCUCCCGACUACUGGAAGUGCGAGGAUGUCGUCCAGGGAAGGUCGUCCAGAUGACGGAGGCUGAGGUGCGGGGGCUCUGCAUCAAGUCCAGAGAGAUUUUCCUCAGUCAGCCGAUCCUGCUUGAACUAGAGGCUCCACUCAAAAUUUGUGGUGACAUCCAUGGGCAGUACACAGACUUGCUGAGGCUAUUCGAGUAUGGAGGCUUCCCUCCAGAGGCCAACUAUCUGUUCCUGGGGGAUUACGUGGACAGAGGGAAGCAGUCUCUGGAGACCAUCUGCCUGCUGCUCGCCUACAAGAUCAAAUACCCAGAAAACUUCUUCUUGCUCAGGGGGAACCACGAGUGUGCCUCCAUCAACCGCAUCUACGGCUUCUAUGAUGAGUGCAAGCGCAGGUUCAACAUUAAGCUCUGGAAGACCUUCACAGACUGUUUUAAUUGUCUGCCAAUCGCGGCGAUUAUUGAUGAAAAGAUUUUCUGCUGCCACGGAGGGCUCUCACCUGAUCUGCAGUCCAUGGAACAAAUCCGACGCAUUAUGAGACCCACUGACGUCCCAGACACAGGCUUGCUGUGUGACCUGCUGUGGUCAGACCCAGAUAAAGACGUCCAGGGCUGGGGGGAGAACGAUCGGGGGGUUUCCUUCACCUUUGGGGCCGAUGUGGUCAGCAAGUUCCUCAACCGCCACGACCUGGACCUCAUCUGCAGAGCACAUCAGGUUGUUGAAGACGGCUAUGAGUUCUUUGCCAAGCGACAGCUGGUGACGCUGUUCUCUGCCCCGAACUACUGCGGCGAGUUUGACAACGCUGGCGGCAUGAUGAGCGUGGACGAGUCCCUGAUGUGCUCCUUUCAGAUCCUGAAGCCCUCAGAAAAGAAAGCAAAGUACCAGUAUGGAGGGGUGAACUCAGGGCGCCCUGUCACCCCGCCUCGCACCACUCAGGCACCAAAAAAGAGGUGAGCGGCUGGCCCUGACUCUCCUGCUCCUCCCCCGGCUGGUCUCUGGCCCACGUCCCUGCAGGCGGCCUCAAACACUCCAGCCUUCUCUCAGUCAGCUUGUUCAUGUGUAAACAAAAACUCCAGGAGUGUUUCUUGCUUGUUCUGUGGGUAUUUUUAUGAACAUGUGAGUGGUAUCCCCCCCCCCUCCCCCAUUUCUCUUUUAAUGCCAUGGUAUGCAUUAACUAACUUUUACAACUCACUCCAUUCAGCAAUAUUUAAACCAAACUCUUGUGGAAAUGGGCAAGAUGUUAAGAAAAUAUGCUUCUCUGCCUUCACGUUCAUUUUCAUAGUGAUUUUGUGAAUGCAUGCACGCUUGUGAGAUUGAGACAGGGUUCUUUGUCCCAGCCGAUUUAAAAUCCAUGAAUUCUCGCAGACAGCAGGGCCAAUUGUUUCUUGUUCAUGUAAUUAACAAAAUUAUUGCCACUGCCCACAUCUAUAUUGGCUGAAGUAGUACACUGUUUAAAGGUAUAGUGUGACAUUUUGGGAAAUACGCUUAUUUGUGCUCUUGGAAAGAAUUAGAAGAGAAGGUAGACCCACUAUUUUAGCUACAUUAUACCUACACACAUACUCUUAUAGCGCAGCCAGUACCAAUCACCAGCAAUAUUACAUCUUGGUGCAAGCAUUCUACAUGCUUUUGGGCUCACUGGUGCUGAUGAGAUUAACUUAUUUUGAAAUGUGGUUUUGAAAAUGGAUACUCAAUAGAAUUGGUGCAAGUAGGUUAGUUAGGUAC